Molecule: messenger RNA, 1174 nt
Organism: Ruditapes philippinarum (Manila clam)
Lineage: Eukaryota; Metazoa; Mollusca; Bivalvia; Venerida; Veneridae
Exons: 2
Coding region: 43-1104 (353 amino acids)
Source: RefSeq, a predicted model, not a curated record
AAAUACUAGACGCAAACUCUUUGAUGAUAGUACAUUUUAAAAAUGACUAAAUUGAGUCUUAGAAUAUUUUUUCCUGUGUGUUUAUUCAGUCUCUUGACAUUGAUACUGUUUAAAAAUCCUGCAUGGAAAUUAGUUAAAUUUACUGAAGACAAAAAACAUGAUGUUGAUUACGAAGAUCUAAUUAACAAGAACGCUAAUAAUGCUAAAAGUAAUGCAUUAAGUAAGGUUACAGAUAGAAAAAGUUUUGAUCUACGUAUCAUUGUACUAGUAUAUGACAGAGCUAAGUCUCUUCAACGACUUCUAAACUCUUUAAAUGAAGCGGAAUAUGCCUCCGAUAUUAUCAAACUCGAGAUUUGGAUUGACAGGUCAGAAUAUGGAAACGUUGAUAACAUCACUUUGCAAGCGGCAAUAAACUUUAAUUAUCUACAUGGCGAUUUUGAGGUCAUUGUCCAUCAACACCAUGUAGGUAUCGUAGGACAAUGGCUUACCACUUGGAAGCCGAAUAUAAACAGCAACGAAAUUGUUGUUUUUCUCGAAGACGACGUUACUGUUUCAAAAUAUUUCUGGAAAUAUUUGAAAAUGGUUCAUCGGAAAUUUGAUAAUCGUUCAGAUAUAAAUGGAUUUUCGUUGCAAGGUUACUCUAGAACAUUUAGUUUAAAACACAAAGUUACAACGUUACGGGGACCAAAAGAUUAUACAGUAUUUCUUUUUCCUGUCCUUGGUUCAUGGGGAUUUUCACCAAGUACAAAAAACUGGAAGCAAUUUUUGGACUGGUUUUAUUCUGAGGAUAAAUCUUCGUUUAACCCUUAUGCUCCUGGAAAUAUAGCAUCGAAUUGGUAUAAAACUUUUUCCAGUCAAGGAAAGGCAAACACAAUGUGGACGAUGUGGCAUAUUUACUACGCCUGGAAAAAUAAUGAAUAUACCUUGCAUUGCAAUUUUCCCGAGAACGCAGGCCUGACAACAAACUGGAGAGAAAAGGGUUUACACUAUUCACACACGGAAGGAUCAUCUAACAAGCUCCUAACGGAAUGGAAAUCAGAGUAUGACAAUCUUCCUGACCACGUCCCAUACCUUAAUCUAUCUGGACAUGUUAUUCACUAUUAAGCUGGUAUCGUUUAUAUUUUUCCUGAGUACAAAAGAAACUAUAUCAAUUCCACAUUGUACUUAAAGCUUC